Molecule: messenger RNA, 1741 nt
Organism: Folsomia candida
Lineage: Eukaryota; Metazoa; Arthropoda; Collembola; Entomobryomorpha; Isotomidae
Product: myrosinase 1
Exons: 12
Coding region: 48-1565 (505 amino acids)
Biological process (GO): carbohydrate metabolic process
Molecular function (GO): beta-glucosidase activity
Source: RefSeq, a predicted model, not a curated record
UGUUCUCAAUUAGCGUGGGUUUCGUCAGUGGGUGUGUGCGAGUGCCUAUGAAGACUUCGACAAUGACUUCCACGAGGGUUUUAACGUUUUCUUUAAUUGUAAGUCUUCUGACAUUUUGUCACGGAGAUCUACAGCAAGAAGAUGAGUUUCUAUACGAUACCUUUCCGGAAGGAUUUCGAUGGGGAUUUGCGACGGCAGCAUAUCAAAUUGAAGGGGCAUGGAAUAUUGAUGGAAAGGGAGAAUCGAUCUGGGACAGAUUUACUCAUAGACUCGUCAGCCCAAUUAUCGAUGGUAGCAAUGGCGAUAUUGCCUGUGACUCCUAUCACAAAUAUCCUCGAGAUGUUGAACUUCUAAAGUCCAUGGGAGUUCAAUUUUAUCGGUUCUCUAUCUCAUGGUCUCGUGUACUACCACGGGGGACAAAUGACCUCGUAAAUGAAGUUGGCAUAAGUUAUUACAACAACCUGAUCAACUUAUUAAUAUCAAAUAACAUAAUUCCAAUGGUAACAAUGUAUCACUGGGACUUGCCACAAAAUUUACAAUCUCAAUUUGGUGGAUGGCCUAAUGAAACUUUAAUUGAACAUUUUGAGAACUAUGCUCGUUUACUUUACGAGAGAUUUGGUGACCGUGUCAAGCACUGGAUGACGUUUAAUGAACCUUUCAACACAUGUGAACUGGGAUAUGGAUUGUCUAUCGCUGCUCCAGGCAUUCUUGGGGAAGCUACUGAACCGUACAAGUGUGCUCACACCAUACUAAAGUCCCAUGCAAAAGCUUAUCGUCUCUACGAACGGGAAUUUAAGGAAUGGCAAAACGGGGAAGUUGGGAUUGUAAUUGACUCGGAAUUUAUGCAACCGGAUAACCCAGACGAUCCUACGCACGUGGAAGCCGCAGAACGUGCACUCAGAUUUAAACACGGAUGGUUUGCAUUUCCAGUAUUCUUCGGAGAUUAUCCCAGCGUCAUGCGAGAAUUAGUGGAUGCUAGGAGCGAAGCCGAAGGUCGAAACGCUUCAAGAUUGCCCACAUUGGACGAGGAGUGGCAAACCAUGUUGAGGGGUAGUUUCGAUUUUUUGGGGGUGAACCAUUACACGACUGAGCUUGUGCGACCUGCAGCUGCCCAGGGCUUGCCAGGGUGGAGUGGUGACCAGCAAGUUUCAAAACGGAAAGAUCCAUCAUGGGAAGGCUCGGCGUCUGCCUGGCUAAAAAAAGUGCCAUGGGGCUUCCGCAAAUAUCUCAACUGGCUCAAGAAUACGUAUGAUAAUCCAGUAAUGUACAUUACUGAGAACGGAUGGAGUGAUGAUGGCCGGGACCCAACGAAUGACACAUCAAGAAGCUUGUUUUAUCGGGACUACAUCAACAAUGUUUUAAAAGCGGUGAAGCUGGAUGGUGUGAAUAUCAAGGGAUAUACGGCAUGGAGUCUCAUGGACAACUUUGAGUGGGCGAAUGGCUUCACUGACCGUUUUGGAGUACAUUGGGUCGAUUUUACUGAUCCGGAAAGGCAAGUAAUUCCCAAAGAUUCCUCUGUGGUGCUCAAGAAAAUUUUUGAAGAUAAUGGAUUUGUCGAGGAAUAGCAAGACAACCAAAUUAUAAUAACGGUCGGAAUGGGCUAUAUAAAAAAAUCUAGAAUUAAAUAAAUUCCUUUAAUAUGUGCAAGUCUAGUCAGUUGAAUUCUCUGUUCUGUAUUUAACGAAUUUACGGUCAUUUUCAAUGAGAGAAUUAUUUAAUAAUAUUUGUCAUCGUAUCACAA